ACUCAAUUCUCAUAAAAUCAAGUUGAAGUUGAGAUCGAUGGAUAGUCAUUUCUCAUCGUCAAUUCUGCUGUUCUCAUCUCUCAUAUUUCUGGCACUCUUAUGGAACAUAAUCACUCGCUCCAAACGCCGUCAGACCUCCGCCAAUCUCCCGCCGGGGCCGAGAAAGCUGCCCUUCAUAGGUAACUUGCACCAACUGGCCAGUUCCCGGCCACCGCACCACAUUUUAGCCGAACUGGCUGCAAAACACGGUCCGCUAAUGCACAUCCAGCUCGGCGAAAUAAGCUCCGUCGUCGUAUCCUCGCCGGAAGUCGCCAAAGAAGUCAUGAAAACGCACGACAUCACUUUCGCCAAUCGGCCGGCGCUCUUCGCCUCGAUGACCAUGACUUAUAACCAUUCCGACGUCGCCUUUUCGCCCUACGGCGAAUACUGGAGACAGUUGCGCAAAUAUUGCACGGUAGAGCUGCUGAGCACGAAGCGCGUCCAAUCCAUGAGGCCAUUGAGGGAAGAAAUGUUUCACAAUUUGUGCAAAUGGAUCGCCUCCAACGAAGGAUCGCCGAUCAAUUUGAGCGAUCAAGUGUCGAUGACGACUUGCGACAUCGUCAUCCGCGCGGCGCUCGGGAUAAGGGACGAAGAGCACACGGUGUUCGUGUCGGCGGUGAAGGAGAUUUUCGAUUUGGUCGGAGGGCUUUAUCUAGGCGAUUUGUAUCCUUCGGUUAGACUUUUUCAGUCGAUCGGUGGAUUUAGAGGCCGCGUGGAGAAGGUGCACAAGCUGUCGGAUAAGAUUUUGCAGAAGAUUAUUGACAAUCAUAAAAUGGAGAAGGCUAAAGAUGAAGAGCAUGAGAAUUUGGUGGAUGUUCUUCUCAAGUUCCAUAAGGCUACUGGACAUGAGCUACAGCUCAGUGACGACAACAUCAAGGCUGUGCUACAGGAUCUAUUCCUUGCUGGAAUCGAAACAUCAUCGGCUACUUCAGAUUGGGCUAUGUCAGAAAUGCUGAAAAAUCCAAGAGUUCUAAAGAAGGCACAAGAAGAGGUGAGACGGGUUUUCGACAAAAAGGGAUAUGUCGAUGAGUCCGACUUCGAUGAGCUAAAGUACCUAAAGUUAGUGAUCAAAGAGACUUUCCGAAUUCACCCGCCGGGGCCUCUACUGCUCCCGAGAGAAAACUACGAGGCCUGUGAGAUUAAUGGCUACACAAUACCGGCAAACACGCGAGUUAUUGUGAACAUAUGGGCCAUUGGAAGAGAUCCCAAAAUUUGGAAAGAUCCCGACAGCUUUAUACCAGAGAGAUUUCUUGAUAACAAUAUUUCAGCCGAUUACACCGGAAAGAAUUUUGAAUUCAUCCCUUUUGGCGCCGGGAGAAGGAUUUGCCCGGGAGUGUCAUUUGGGCUGGCCAACAUCGAGCUCCCGAUGGCAUUGCUUUUGUAUCAUUUCGAUUGGGAAUUGCCUCAUGGAGUGAAACCCGAGGACGUGGACAUGGCAGAAACCGCGGGGAAUUCAGCAAGAAGGACGAACCCUCUUGUUGUCAUUCCCACGUUGAAAAACCCUUUGCCUCUAAAGUAAAAACAAUCGAAUCGAUCGAGGGAUAUUGAACCUAUGUACGAGGAAAUUAUAUUCGUGGCUAAUAAGACUUGAUGUAUAAGCAUUUCUUUUUGGUGGAUUAAUGAACUUGAUUAAUGCUUUGUUAGUA
Molecule: messenger RNA, 1685 nt
Organism: Andrographis paniculata
Lineage: Eukaryota; Viridiplantae; Streptophyta; Magnoliopsida; Lamiales; Acanthaceae
Product: salviol synthase-like
Exons: 3
Coding region: 38-1558 (506 amino acids)
Molecular function (GO): heme binding; iron ion binding; oxidoreductase activity, acting on paired donors, with incorporation or reduction of molecular oxygen
Source: RefSeq, a predicted model, not a curated record